AUGAAGUGUCAUUAUGAGGUGCUCGGAAUUACGCGCACGGCCGAAGGAGACGAAAUCAAGAAAUCGUAUCGUAAGCUUGCACUCCGCUGGCAUCCGGACAAGAACCUCGACAACGCAGAGGAGGCCAAUCAACAAUUUCUUCUUGUACAGGCGGCUUACGAUGUGCUUUCCGAUCCUCAGGAAAGAGCUUGGUACGAUAACCAUCGUGAGCAGAUUAUACGAGGCGGACACACAGACUAUGAAGAUAGUUCUUUGGACGUGUUCCAGUACUUCACCACCUCUUGCUACAAGGGCUUCGGAGAUGAGGCGGGUGGAUUUUAUGCGGUGUAUGCCGAAGUAUUCGACAAGUUAGCCACCGAAGAGGUGGAAUUUCUCGACACGGAGGAAGAGUUCGAAACGAUACCAAAGUUUGGUAACUCGCAAUCUGAUUAUGAAACAAUCGUACGUAUUUUCUACGGAUAUUGGGAAGGAUUUUGCACAAAAAAAAGCUACGCUUGGCUAAAUCCUCACAACGUCGCCGAGAUACGUGAUCGCAGAAUCCUGAAGGCGAUCGAGAAAGACAACAAGAAGGUGCAGCAAAAGGCGCGCAAAGAGCGUAACGAGGAAAUUCGCAGCCUGGUGAUGUUUGUGAAGAAGCGGGACAAACGUGUGCAGGCCUACAAAAAGCUGCUCGAGGAAAGGGCAACUCAGAAUCGGUUGAAGUCGGAACAAAACAGGUUGGAGCAGAUACGACGCAAUCAGCAAGAAAUCGAAGAACAACAACGGAACUCGACUAGCUUCUUUAAUGACGCGUACGAGGAACAGUUGAAAAAAUUGGAAGCUUCUUAUGCCGAAGCGUCGGAAGAAGAGUCGGUCGAGGAGGACGAGCAAACGAACGGGCUGGAGGAUGCAAUGGCUGGACUAAAUGUGAGUCAAAAUGAAAACGGCGAAGAAAGCUUCUACGUGGACGACCUGUACUGUGUUGCCUGCGAUAAGAUGUUUAGCAAUCGUAGUUCGUACGAAAAUCACGAGUCAUCGAAAAAGCACAAGCAAAACGUGGAGCUUUUGAGAAAGGAGAUGCGCAAGGAAAUGGAAGCCAACGAAGGUGGUGAAGCGGAACUCGAAAACGGAUACUUAUCGAACGAAGAGCUACAAACAUAUUGCGAGGAGGAAGAAGAAUUAGAUGAAAAACCGGAAAUCCAACCAACGAAAACGAAGCAAAGGAAAAACAAAGGCAAAAAGAAAGCGCUCAGUACGACAAUGACUGUGAUAAAAUCGUCCGACGACGAAGAAAACGAUGCCGCUGCAGAUGGUGUUGAUAUGAUCGGUUUGCGAUUAGCAGGGCCAUCAUCAAACGCUCCGGCCAGUGAUGAUGAUGACGACUGGACCGGUGGUAGCAAAAAGUCAACCCGGAAAGGGAAAGCGAAAGGCAAAGGUUCCGAAUGGAAUCAAAAACCCAAACCUUCUAAAACUGUGAAAAAUGAAGUUCCCCAGGUGAACUGGGAUGCUGAAGCUUCCACGUCUAAAGCUACACAAGAGUCGAAGCUAGCCAUCUCGGACGAUGAGAGCGCUGGGCAUCCAUCGGACCAGGCAUGUGUAACCUGCAAAGAAAAGUUUACCUCCAAUAAUAAGCUAUUUGAACAUCUCAAAAAAACUGGCCACAGUGUCUACAUCGACAAGCUGAAGGCAACCAAAACUGCUGCUAAGGGUGCGGAAGGAUCGAAGGGUAAGCGAAAAGGAAAGUAA
Molecule: messenger RNA, 1725 nt
Organism: Anopheles marshallii
Lineage: Eukaryota; Metazoa; Arthropoda; Insecta; Diptera; Culicidae
Product: dnaJ homolog subfamily C member 21
Exons: 3
Coding region: 1-1725 (574 amino acids)
Cellular component (GO): cytoplasm
Molecular function (GO): nucleic acid binding; zinc ion binding
Source: RefSeq, a predicted model, not a curated record